Messenger RNA from Fonsecaea pedrosoi CBS 271.37, 1395 nucleotides. RefSeq lists its product as uncharacterized. The record is from RefSeq and is a predicted model, not a curated record. Gene Ontology annotation, molecular function: zinc ion binding; DNA-binding transcription factor activity, RNA polymerase II-specific. Lineage: Eukaryota; Fungi; Ascomycota; Eurotiomycetes; Chaetothyriales; Herpotrichiellaceae. Gene Ontology annotation, biological process: regulation of DNA-templated transcription. The transcript is spliced from 4 exons. The coding region runs from base 1 to 1395 and encodes 464 amino acids.
AUGGUAUUUUGUCGUGCUCCUAGCAAAGGCUGCGAGUUGUGCCGGAAACGCAAGGUCAAGUGCGACGAAGGGAGACCAGGAUGCCUCAAGUGCGCGAGAUUGAAGCAAAAAUGUCCUGGUUACCGCAACCUCGAUCAGGUCAGGAUCAGAGAUGAAUCCGACAGGGUUGCUCGAAGAUGCCGUCAAGAGGAAAAUUCGAGCAUGGUCUGGGCCUCAUCACAGACUGCUAUUGCGUCUUUACAGAACAAUACGCCAGCUUCCAGGAAGGAAUACCUCGCCAUAUCUCGCCAACAACCUGUGACCAUUGCACGUUCACUAUCGCCAUCUAGUCAUGAUCUGGGAGCGAACUUCUUCUUCGUGAAGUACUCUCCCAAAGAUUGUACUUUCAAUAAUCACCAUGCUUGGUUGACCAAGUCCUACUUUGACCAAGGACCCAACAACGUGUUGAGGAAGGUGAUUGAGGCAGUAGGCAUGGCGGGACUGUCAAACGUCUUCGACGCUUCACACAUCAAAUCUCAGGCUCGAGCGCAGUAUUCUGCAGCUCUGGCGUCCAUGCAGAAAGCGUUACACGACCCAAUCCAAGCCGUUUCGGACACGACGUUCAUGGCUCUCAUGUUGCUCGCGUUCUUCGAGACCAUCAACUGCGAAGCCUUGGAUAGGUGCCCCGAAUGGGUUGCUCACAUCAGAGCUGGCGCAGCUGUCCUAGAGCUCCGAGGCCAGGACCAAUUCAGCAGUGAGCGUGGCGGGAUGCUCUAUGUCCAGUUUCGCUCGUACCUCCUUCUGGCCUGCAUGCAGGAGAAUGUUGCUGUCCCCAACGCUCUAGUCAAAGCAACCUUCAAUUUUCAAACAGGCACCCUGAGACAAAAUUGGCAGCGUGCAAACAUCGCCAGCCCAGGAUCUAUCACCGAAAUUUGUUUUCGACUGGCCAACCUUCGUGCAGCUAUGAAAGACCAAGGGGCGAUAGACCCCCAAGCAAUUCGUGCAACUGCGCUAGAGAUCGAUGCAGAUCUCGAGACGUGGAGAGCAGGCUUGCCCCCAAGUUGGAAAUAUACUACAGUCUCUAUGUCUGACGCUGCUAAUGACACCCACUUUGCUGGUAAGAUGCAUGUCUACCCGAAUCUCUGGAUCGCAGAGGCAUGGAACUCAUGGCGCGCCGCUCGAAUCCUCGUCAACCAACUCAUCUUGCAGAACGAGGCUUGUGUGCCCAAUCCUGAUAAUGCGCUGACGGACCUGGCUCUUUCCACCAUUCGCCAGCUAUGCAUCGACAUUUGCAUCUCAACGCAUAGUUUCAGAGAUUCUCCACGCAAGUAUCCCCUUGGCUCACUUAAUACAAUUCCUCUGGCUAACUCCUUCUUUCAGGCAUCAUCUCAUUCAUGCACUCGCUUUUUCUCAUAG